ACCAAGCUGAGGUGCCUGACGUUCCGACCGUCUCCUAUCAAGUCACGCCGAUAUCGAGAACGGCACAGCGAUUUCACAGACCUCGCCAGACGUCGUAGACAGAGAUAAUACUCGGCGUGAAGCUGCCCGCCAUCAGUUCAGCGGGGGCAUGGAAAACUGCCGCGGCGAAGCCCGCGAUCGCGGCGGCGACGACAUGGUGCUGACACUGGCGGACGCCGAGCGCCUCGGCACGGCAUGCAUGAGCAGCAUGGCCCGCGGUUACUACCAGAGCGGAGCAGACGAGCAGCAGACCCUCGGCGAGAACACCCGGGCCUACCGCAGGCUUCGACUGCUUCCUCGGAUGCUGCGAGACGUGAGCCGUCGGGAGCUGAGCGUUACGCUGCUGGGCGGCCGUGAACGGCUCUCUUUCCCUGUGGGAAUCGCACCCAGCGCCAUGCAAAAGAUGGCGCACCCGGAUGGAGAGGCAGCCACUGCUAGAGCUGCUCGCGACGCUGGCACGCUCAUGAUUGUCAGCACCAUUGCGACCACGUCGCUGGAGGAGGUGCGCGACGCGGCGCCGGAUGGCCGCCGGUGGUUCCAGCUGUACGUGUACCGGGACCGCGGUGUCACGUGCUCCCUCGUGCGACGCGCCGAGGAGGCCGGCUACUCUGCCCUGGUGCUCACCGUGGACACGCCUUACUUCGGCCAGCGGCUGGCUGAUGUGAGAAACAAGCUCGCCCUGCCACCCGCACUCAAGAUGGCCAACUUCAACGAAGCGGACUUCCAGAACGUGGUAUCAGCACCGGAUGGUGGUUCCGGCCUGUCGACGUACGCGUCUGCGCUUUUUGACCCUUCUCUGACGUGGACUGACGUGGAUUGGUUACGAAGUAUCACCCACUUGCCCAUCAUUAUCAAAGGCAUCCUCAGAGGUGACGACGCCAUCGAAGCUGUGAAUCACGGCGCAGCCGCCAUAUUGGUGUCCAAUCACGGUGCCCGGCAGAUAGACGGAGAACCAUCGACGAUUGAGUGCCUGCCGGAAGUGGUGCGUUCGGUGGCGGGUCGAUGUGAGGUGUACCUGGAUGGCGGCGUGCGCUGUGGCACCGACGUGGCCAAAGCGCUGUGCCUGGGUGCCCGGGCCGUGUUCAUCGGCAGGCCUGUUCUUUGGGGUCUUGCCUACAAGGGCAAAGAAGGCGUGGACCAGGUACUGGCCAUUCUGCGGUCGGAGCUGGACCGUGCCAUGGGACUUCUGGGUUGCCGCACCACAUCCGAUCUGACGCCAGACCUCGUGGUUCGCGAAGAACGCUACGCCAAGCUCUAACUUGGUUUUUUUUUUCCUCAUACAUACUUGAAUAUAAAAGCGAACGUCAAAUUUCAUAAAGCCGAAA
Dermacentor albipictus is the source of this 1364-nucleotide messenger RNA. RefSeq names its product 2-Hydroxyacid oxidase 1-like. Gene Ontology annotation, molecular function: oxidoreductase activity; FMN binding. The record is from RefSeq and is a predicted model, not a curated record. Lineage: Eukaryota; Metazoa; Arthropoda; Arachnida; Ixodida; Ixodidae.